AUGAAGGGCUGGCUCCUGCGGCAACACAAUUUAAUUAAAAAUAGUUUAAAAGUUAUAACUAAAUUAGAAUAUAGAAACUUAAUUAAGACUAAUUACUUUAAACUUAUAUAUAAAAAGCUUCUAUUUCUAUUUUUAAUAUUAAAGAUAGUAUACUUAGUUAAAUACCUAUUAAGGCCUACUCUAAAUAAAAACUAUAAAGGUAUAAAAGAGCUACUUAAUAUCUAUUUAAAUAAAAAGGAGGAAGAUAGUAUAGUACUUAAGUCUAUAAUAAGGCUACUAAAUAAUAAGCUAGGUUAUAAGGUAAUAGUAAAGAAGGGGGGUACUAUAGUAAAUAAGGUAAAAAAAUUUAAUAAAGUAUUUAACAACGAGGCUGCUAGCAUUGUGUGUUUCAAAGCCUUUGGCCUUGUUCCUGGCAGCAGCGCUGGUUGCCGCCGGAGCGCCGUGUGGGGCCCGUUCCAUAAAUGCCGUGCCCUGAUUCGAACGUCUUUCUUUCCCGUUUACAAUACGUUCAUUCUUCAGCGUGCCUUCCUCCUUGGUUUGGCUGCUGCUUCCUUGGUUACCUCACGGGCUACCGGAAAUGCUCCUGAUCACGGCCAUAUUCUCAGCAGAGGUGUCGCCGAGCCGCUGGGAGACCUUAGAGUCCCCAAGGACAUCCCUCUUGAGGGUCAGACCUGGACCCGCGCCGAGAUCGUCGCCGCCAUUAAAACCCCCGUUAAUCCACCAAAGCCCUUUGGGAACCAUGGAGUGGAGUGGAAAGGCAACAAAUGGGUGGCCAAAUCUCCCUUGUUCGAAGGCGUUGGAGCAAAACUGACGGAAAUUGACUUGACCAAAAAUCCCAAAAUUCGCGGAAAGUUCCGGGCCAUCGUCACGGCGAACAAGAACUUGGUUGGUAUCACGGAGCAUGCUGCGGAUAACAAUGUCAAGGCCAUUUGGGAUGUCAAGGCGCUCACUGCUCAAGGAAAAUGGAUCAAGCUCGGAGUUAGUGGCGAGAAAGUCACUGGCACCACCGGACUGCACUUCGCCCGCAAGGACAUUGCAGUGGCCAUGCAGAGCUCGGCAAAGGACAAACUUACAGUUGGUGGAAAGACGUGGUGGAAGUCCAAGAUCUCGCCAGAGGGAGCUUCCAAGGACGUCUUCAAUGUUGUUUAUGAAGGCAAUGAAUUCAAACACAUUGAAGAUGCAACUGGAGCAAAAGUCUUUGAGAAACAGGGACCACCCCCCGUUUGCCCAAGAGACGGCACCAAAAGAGACUGUGGUGUGGACGAUGUCGGGGAGAGUGAAGUCGAGGACACUGUGGCCAAUCCUGAAGGAGAAGAUUCGCCAGCCAAUUCAGGCAAGGAGUCUGAGGAAGCACCCGGUGCUGAAGCGGAGGCGUCACCCGCCGAGCCAGGCAAGGAAGUUGAGGGUCCAGCCAAUACCGCAGGAGAGAAGCCUGCCGGUCCGGAGGUAGAGGGAGGCGCAGUAUCUCCUGAGAGCCCUGAAUCGAUAGCGCUGGCCGAGAAGUUUUCCGAGGAGGAGUUCGUCCACCUCGCAACCACUCGUGGAAUGGUCAAGCCGUUAACCGAGACACUGUCCCUCUCCAUCAAGGACAUUCGGACCAAAAGAUUGGGCUAUAAGCCACUCACGCCACAGUCAUCUAGCUUCAAAAUCCACCCUGUCAAGGCAAUCGCAGGUGCCGCCGGGGGGGCUCUUGCUGUCGCUGGUGUUACACUCUGGGUCAAGGGCAUGGUUGAUGCCUUUACACAUGAUACCAACGACUUGGACAAGACCGCAGCCGUGACUUCGAUUGUGCCUCUUGUUGGUUGCACCACGAACCUUGCUGCGGAGGCUUGGAAGGGCGGUGUUGACAGUCAGGAUACGGCCCUGUGUUACAUUGGCGACGGCUUGUUGUUUACCCCCUUCGCUCCUAUUGGCGUCGCCAUCCAUAUUGUCCGCUGGUUCAUCAGUCUCAACAAGGCCCCCCCGGUGCCAGAGAAGGAAGUGUUCCUCAAACAUCGCGACAGCCAAUGGGAAAGGUUCCUCGACGAGCACGUCUACACUUACCUCUAUUCAGACAACAAGGAAGCAUCCAACUCCAAGGAAAAGUCUUUCCGAGUGAAGCUGAACAGCUCCUUGGCCAUUCAGGGACUCGCUGUCAUCUCGGAAGGCGCGCAGAAGAUUGGUGCGGCAAAGGUCCUUGCCCAGAACGCCGCGAAGGCGAGCACGGAUGCGACUGAAAAGGCCGCGAUCGAAAAGGGCUCCCUGGAAGCCGUCGAAAGCAUUCGAGCUGCAGUUUGGAACGAGACUAUCCUCAGGCAGCGGGCCUAUCUGUUGGAAAUGCCAGAUUCGCUGCGCGAAAAUGCAAAGGCCUCUCUUAAGCCACUGGGCGAGGAAUUCAACAAGGACUACAUUGCAAAUACCACGUCCAUCUCGAUGGCGACCCAUUAUUUCGAGGCCGACCUGUUCCCUAAGAAUCCUGCUCUGAUUGCCGCUGGCGCUCCCAUUCUCGAUACAAGCCCUGGCAAUCUAGCAUUGGUCCAGGCACAGCUGAAGAGCAUCGGGGCUCAUCUGCAGACCCAGCCGCUGCCGCUGCCCAAGCUCUUUACCCUUGGCUACAUUUUCGGGCAGUCCAAGGGUUUGGACGGACUGGACCCCCGCGUUCUCUCGCCCCGGGACUACCUGCGGGCCACGACCAAGCUCUCCGAAGACCGCAUCAACUUCUUCGCGCUGUACCACACGCUCGAGGUGGCCAAGCUGCUCCAGGGCUCCAUCAAGGAGGACGAGCUCCGCAACCCGUGGAAGUCGGACAUCCCGGAUGCCCGGCCGCUGCAUCUCCUCAUCGCGAUGAAGUUUGGACGCGUGUCUGAGGAACGCAGGGGAUCGGGCGCAGCCAGCGGCCCGGACUUUCCCCCUCUCAAAGAGGGCACUCUGGACACCACGGCUUCGUUUGCCGCAGUCACCGGGCUGAGUGACGAGGAGGUUGAGAAGCUUCCCAAGGAAGGAGAGUUCCAGCGAUACAAGGACUUGGUCUCCGAGGACAAGAUUCUGGCGAUGCUGCGCCUCAUUCAGGAAAGGAGGGCGCAAAGCGCUGCUAAGCUAGAGCAGACGGCUGGGAAGGAUGAGGUCUAA
This is a messenger RNA of Cordyceps militaris CM01, 3108 nucleotides long. RefSeq lists its product as uncharacterized. The transcript is spliced from 35 exons. Lineage: Eukaryota; Fungi; Ascomycota; Sordariomycetes; Hypocreales; Cordycipitaceae. The coding region runs from base 1 to 3108 and encodes 1035 amino acids. The record is from RefSeq and is a predicted model, not a curated record.